AUGACGGCGACGGCGAGCAACAGGGCACAAGCCGUUUCGGCCCUCAAGCUGCAGCGGGAUCGCAGCGCCACGUACCAGCAAUGGACGUUGCUCUUCCACCGCGCCAUCACUGGUGACAUCACCGCCACGGAGCUGCAGCGCAACAUCCAAGGCAUUAUCCUGCCAGCGUUUCAGCGCAUCAGCACGCAGCUGCGCACGUUGCAGAAGGCGCUGACGGAGACGGAACAGCGGCAGAAUGGCCACCUCUCCCCCCACUCACCCACUGAAGCACCAGCGGGUCCAGCAGACAACAGGCAACAGACGAGCUCGGCGCUGUCAAUGUGGAUUGAUCGCUUGCAAGACCUGGAGCGCGAGCACUACACGGUGACGCUGAGCUUGGCGAACCAGCUAGUUGACCAUUGCACGCCAAACGUGUGUCUCGAGUCGGAGAGCGAGUCGUCGACAGCCGUGGAGGCAGGGAAAGAGGAAGGAGACACACCGGAGAACCGCGCGGGCGAGCCGGCGGACAUCAAGUCUCUCUUCAAGCCGGACAGCAGCGACGAUGAGCAGUACGAGUUGGUAGAGAGGCGCCCAAAUCACAUCGCGCACAGCCCUCCAGCGCCCUCCACCGCUGCCGCCUCUGCGCCUGCCCCAGCGCCUGCGGCGCCAACACUGCGCGUGCACGACGUGGAGCGCUGUAUCCUGCUACGGCUUAUCCCCCCGCGCUACCGCACACAUCUGUACUUUGUAACGUGCCGCGGCGCCAUGGACGACCUCGGCGGCUCUUCCGACCACUCAGCGAAUGGCGAUGAUGUCGAUGGCACAGAGGGGAGCACAUCACGCGUUGAGGAGGAGCUGGUCGCGCUGCCCUCCAAAGGCGCGCGCAGAGACGGUGCACCCACCCUUGCACACUAUGCGCCGUCUGCCGUGGCGUGCCGAUGUGCGGGCUGGUCAAGCGCCGUGGCGUCUAUCAUCCACCACCAGGAGUCGCUUCGCGCCGCCAUCGAAGAUUUAUGCGAAGAGUUGCAGGGUGAGAUCAGCGAUGAUGCGUGA
Messenger RNA from Leishmania major strain Friedlin, 1032 nucleotides. RefSeq lists its product as hypothetical. The record is from RefSeq and is a predicted model, not a curated record. NCBI's taxonomy places the organism in Eukaryota, Euglenozoa, Kinetoplastea, Trypanosomatida, Trypanosomatidae. Bases 1 to 1032 code for a protein of 343 amino acids. The transcript has a single exon.